Cydia strobilella is the source of this 1986-nucleotide messenger RNA. RefSeq names its product protein trapped in endoderm-1 (gene Tre1). The coding region runs from base 287 to 1336 and encodes 349 amino acids. The record is from RefSeq and is a predicted model, not a curated record. Gene Ontology annotation, biological process: G protein-coupled receptor signaling pathway. Gene Ontology annotation, cellular component: membrane. The transcript is spliced from 6 exons. Gene Ontology annotation, molecular function: G protein-coupled receptor activity. Lineage: Eukaryota; Metazoa; Arthropoda; Insecta; Lepidoptera; Tortricidae.
UUGCAUUGCCGCUUCGCUGUGGGUGCGUCGUCCAUUGUGUGUGUGACUUUCGUUUCGAACGUUUUCGCGCCGCUGUGACCGCUGUCGAACUAAAUAAAAUAAACGUUUUUGAACUAUUGUGAAUUGGAAUUUUGUGAGUUUUCUUUUAGUCGUCACACGAUGCAGCGAUAGCAACCAGAUGGCGCAUAAAACAGUGACUCAAACCAUAAGAAAAAACAGAAAUGCCGAGUGAAAGUUCCGAUUUCAAAAGUGUAGUGAUGUGCUGACGUUAUCGAUAUUCGUCAAGAUGGAUUUGGAUAAUCUGACUGUGGUGGUGAACUCGACGGCGACGAUCUCUUAUCCGAGAGAAGCGACCAUUUUGGCGGCCGUGUGUGCGUGUAUCUUCAGCGUAGUGGGAGUUGUUGGCAACUUUGUCACAACCGUGGCCCUCCUCAUGCACCCUAAACUCCGGACCCACGUCACGACCAUGUUCGUGCUCUCCCUCUGCGUGUCAGAUCUGAUGUUCUGCGCAAUAAACCUACCACUGACUGCGCGGAGGUUUAUACGAGCAGAUUGGGGGUUAGGCGAGCAGCUGUGUCAGAUGUUCGCUUUCGUGUUCUACGGGAAUGAAGCAGUUUCGCUACUGUCAAUGGUGGCUAUUACAAUAAACAGAUACACUCUGAUCGCGUACUAUGACAUGUACGCCUCCAUCUACACCACCACCAAGAUCUGGGUGCAGUUACUACUCAUCUGGAUUGUGUCCUUCGGUCUCAUGGUUCCCCCACUGCUGGGCAUCUGGGGCACUCUGGGGCUCGACAAAAAAACCUUCUCCUGCACUAUUCUCUCCGACGAGGCCGGACACUCUCCUAAAAAGUACCUAUUUGUCUUUGGUUUCGCGCUGCCGUGCCUCGUGAUCAUUGUGUCCUACUCUUGCAUAUACUGGCGAGUGCGGGAGAGCAAGAGAAAGCUAGAGGGCCGAAGGUGUGUAUGUGGCAAACUCAGCGGCCAAACAGCUAAAGAAAAAGAAGAAGACUCCCGCCUAACAACUCUCAUGCUGACAAUUUUCCUCUGUUUCCUCGCCUGCUUCCUCCCAUUAAUGAUCAUGAACGUAGCAGACGACAGAAUAAAAUACCCAUGGCUUCAUAUAAUAGCCUCCAUUCUCGCCUGGGCGUCGAGUGUAAUCAACCCUUUAAUAUACGCAGCGACCAAUAGACAAUAUAGAGCGGCGUACGGUAACCUUUUAAAGUUUUGCAAGACCAAUCCGGUUAUGCGAAGAACGACUUUAGGAAGCCGGACGGUCGGGCAUUCGUCUAAUUCACCGCAUUAUGUGGAGAAGAGGAACCCUACGAGGUUAUGAAUAAUAUAAAUCGUUUUUUGUGGCUUUUGGUAGAAUCUCAAUGUUUUAUGUUAAGUCUUUUAUAGUGACGCAAACCCAAUUAGUCAGUAGAAAAAGGCGGGAAAUUCUUAAAUACAGUUUGGCAAAAAAGAGUAGAAAUUAAAAGUGGCAACACUGUAGUGUCGUCCCGUUUUUCUUAGAUUGAUUUGAAAGGGACGACACUACAGCUUUUUAAUUAUUAUUAUUUUUUUGCCAGACUGUACUAUGGUAGAUUAAAACUUCGCGGGUUCUUUUUUCAAAUUUGCAGUCGUUUUUUACUGAGAAAUUGGUUUACUAUCUACGAAAUUGUAACAGAAGUUAGACUGUUAAUUACGUGUAAUGCAUUUAAGAAAUUCUAAUAGAGGGCCUCCGCAGCCAACAGGAUUCAGAUCUAAGGGCGUCCGCUCGUGGCUGCACGAGGCGGGUGAGCGGGUUAACCAAAAAUACUAUGAGCAACGCUAAUGACUCCUCUACACGAUGGCCCAGCGUAGGCCAGUCCCAGGAACGCAGCUAUGCGGUGGAAUGAGAUGGCAAUAUCACUUGCUCCCUCUAACGCAUAAAUGCGUCCCUUGGACUGGCCUACGCUGGGCCAUCGUGUAGAGGAGCCAUAACUGGUGCGACGGAUUUUACCU